Molecule: messenger RNA, 6277 nt
Organism: Acipenser ruthenus (sterlet)
Lineage: Eukaryota; Metazoa; Chordata; Actinopteri; Acipenseriformes; Acipenseridae
Exons: 37
Coding region: 45-6218 (2057 amino acids)
Biological process (GO): potassium ion transport; transmembrane transport
Cellular component (GO): membrane
Molecular function (GO): voltage-gated potassium channel activity; protein-containing complex binding
Source: RefSeq, a predicted model, not a curated record
UUCAUUCAUUGACUCUACUAGAAACUGUCUAUUCAGUCAUCAUAAUGUUCACUGCUUUGGGUGUCUUGGUUGGAGUCAUCAUGACUGGGAUGAGUUCCAUCAUUACAAACCUGGAUGCGCGGAGAGGCAGGUUCUGCCACCGACUUUAUUCCAUCAAAUUAAACAUGAAAGACAUUGGCUUACCGCCAGAAGUGCAGACAUGGGUAGAAAAAUAUUAUGUUUACCUAUGGAAGCAUCGCAAAGGAACCAUCAUUGCUGGGUUACUAGAUGACCUUCCAUUCUCAAUCCACUCAGAAAUAUCAUUGGCAUGUAACCAGAUAUUGUUGAAAAAGUCUACCUUGUUCCGUGGUACUGAUGAAGGCUUCAAGAGAGCUUUGUCAGUUUCAAUCAACCCAUAUACCUACAGUGCUGGGCAGAUUCUGGCUAAGCGUGGUGAAUCAAAUCAGUCCAUGUACUAUCUUGAACAUGGACUUGUGCAGGCCAUUGAAGACAAUGCUGAGAAAAUAGCUACUGUACUGCCAGGAUCUCUUAUUGGAGAGAUAUAUUUAAUGUACAAAAUUCCCAGGAAUGUUACAAUUUGUGCUGCAACACUGUGCGAGAUUUAUGUAUUGCAUCAAAAGGAUCUGCUUAAUUUAUUUGCUGAUUUUCCAGAAGCUGGUGUAAAAAUAGCACAAACAGCUAGGAAACGAUUGCAAAACAUAGCCACCCCAAUCAAAGACGCAUUUGAUGUAGGAGCUGCAUCUAAUCCUCAGAAUGUGGUAUUUCACAAGGACUUGGGGACAAAUUUAUUGCCAAAAGACCAGAAGAUUUUUAAACAUUUUAUGGAUUAUGUAAUUCGCCAUUCUGACAGAGUCCCUGCCUCUGUUAAAACAAGUUUCAAUAACACUGGUUUUGGUGCAACAUUGCAUUCAAUAGCUUUCCUUGUUGAUUUAAUAGCUGUUAUAGACAUUGUCAUCAAUCUUCGAACACAAGUCACGUCUAAGAAUGGCAACCAAUCAGACUUUAAAAGCAUUUACAAGAACUACCAGAGCACUUGGAAUCUGUAUUAUGAUGUGGCAGCAGUUUUACCUACAGAUCUGUUCACAUAUGUUGAAGAAGAGCAUUUACGCUGGCAUUAUUUGGGAUUGUUCAGAAUGAACAGGCUUCUUUGGCUCCGAAAGGUGUAUUUAUUUUAUGUAAAAAGAGAAAAUGAUCUUGAGAAGAACUUGUUACAGUACAGAGCGUCAAAAUGUGUGUUCAUGUUAAUGUUCUCCAUUCAUACCUGUGCAGGAUUGUUUUACCUUGCCGGCUGCUUUAAACAUAAGUGUGAUCCAGGAUCAUGGGCAGAGAAAUAUGGUUUUACAAAAUAUGACCCUGACAUUGAACAUUAUAUAACUGCUGUCUACUGGGCUGGGACCACCAUGACAACUACAGGAUAUGGAGACAUUACAGGCAGCACAGCACCAGAGCGAAUUAUUUGUAUUUUUGUAAGCAUAAUUGGUGCAUUUGUUUUCAACUAUAUUGUAAGUCAAAUCGGUGCCACUCUUGCAAGUACUAAUGCAGCCAGGGUAGGAUUUCAGAACCGUCUUGUGGCAAUGACGUAUUUUAUGGAAUCCCAUGAUCUAAGUCAGUCCCUGCAGCAGAGAGUAAUUCAGUACAUGAGCCUGCUUUGGGAAAAGUACCAUGGGCAAGCAUAUCCUGGAGGUCCUUUUCUGAUGCAUGACCUGCCAACUGAACUUCAGCAGAUUGUGCUCCUGAAGGAACGAGGAAAACUUCUGUCCAAGCUUCCUUUUUUCUACAAUACCGGAUCUUUAUUUAUUCGUGAACUUGCAACAACUUCUAUCAUGUACUUCUACCCAAAAGGAGAGAUUAUCCAGUACAGUGAAACCAUUAGCCAGGAGUUGUUCUGCAUACGGCGGGGGUGUUGCCAGAUUUUGAGUGAUGAUCUCAAUUAUGUUUUGGGUAUCUAUACAGAAGGGAUGUACUUUGGAGAGGUUGGCUUUCUCUUUGGCAAACCAGCGACUAUGACUUUGCGAGCAAAGACAUAUUGUGAAGUUUUAGUAAUUAACUUUGACAGAUCACAUAAAGUCUUUGAUAAGUAUCCUGCAAUAAGAAGCCAACUACAAUCUCUGAAAGAAAACAAAAAGUAUCACAGUACGCUGGUGAGAUACAUUGACAUGAUGGUGAAACAGAGGUUGAAAAAAAUUGGACUUGAGGAAAAAACUUCAAAGAAAAAACGAACCUUAUUGACUUAUCAAGGCCGACGAUUCUCCAAGAAGUCAAAGUGCUAUGUUGAGGAUUUUGGUAAUUUCCCAAUUUAUGCUGGGGCUGAGGAAGAAUCAGUUAAAGAAAAACUGGAGAAAUUAAGCAAGACUAGAUUGGUCCCUCACAAACCUAAGACCCUGAAAGGAAAACUUAGUUUAUUUUUCUUUAUGACGCUUCCUGAAGUAUUUCUGAUGACGAGUGCCAUACUGCCAAGUAACCGACUGUACAUCAGGUGGGAGAUGUUCCGGAUAUUUCUGGCUUUAACAGUCAGCAUUCUUACCUCUACCCUGUUUAGUUUCCUCCAUCAUAAGAGAGAGCUCUGGUUUACCUGUUACAUCCUUGGGGGUUUCUGCUGGCUGGACAUGUAUGUACGGUUACAUGUGGCGUUCUACAAAGACAACAAGCUCAAUGUAGAUACACUGGAGACAGCUAGGCAUUAUGUAAGGACAAGUUUUCUACUAGACCUGGUCAGCUGCUUUCCUUUUGAGGUGUUUGCUUGGGCGGUAGUGUCCCCAUUUGAUGAGGCUGGUAACUUUUACACCAAUAACAAGGCGAUGCAUCUCUAUGCCUACCUUAGGGUACCUCAUAUUUUACAGCUAUAUCGCAUACCACUUGCAUACAACUACUGGCAGAUGGGAAUCGCCACAGAGAAGCUGGCAGUUACUUUUAUACAAUUCUUUUUAUACAUGAUACUCUUCCUCCAUUUCUCCACCUGCCUAAUAUAUGCAGUACCCUGUGGUCCAUUAUUAAACUUCACCAUCAUUGAAAAUGAGACACAUCCCAUGUUUCAACACUUUUGUGAUAAUAACUCCUGGGUGCUGCUGCUGAGAGAAACAUUUGGAAUCGAUCACUCUACAUUGUCUUUUAAGGAAAUAUAUACAAUAAGUAUGUAUUUUUCAACAACAACCAUUUUCAAUGUUGGAUAUGGAGACCUUCGUUCUCAUACUUUUAAAAUGACAGCGGUGCUUCUCCCUGUGGUUCUGGAGACAGCAAUGCUUCUCCCUCUGGUUCUGAAGACAGUGGUGCUUCUCUAUCUGGUUCUGGAGACAGCAAUGCUUCUCCCUCUGGUUCCGGAGACAGCAAUGCUUCUCCCUCUGGUUCUGAAGACAGUGAUGCUUCUCCCUCUGGUUCUGAAGACAGCGGUGCUUCUCCCUGUGGUUCUGGAGACAGCAAUGCUUCUCCCUCUGGUUCUGGAGACAGCGAUGCUUCUCCCUCUGGUUCUGGAGACAGCGAUGCUUCUCCCUCUGGUUCUGGAGACAGCGAUGCUUCUCCCUCUGGUUCUGAAGACAACAGUGCUUCUCUAUCUGGUUCUGGAGACAGCAAUGCUUCUCCCUCUGGUUCUGGAGACAGAGGUGCUUCUCUGUUUGGUUCUGGAGACAGUGGUGCUUUUCUAUCUUGUUCUGAAGACAGUGGUGCUGCUCUAUUUGGUUCUGGAGACAGCAAUGCUUCUCCCUCUGGUUCUGGAGACAGAGGUACUUCUCCCUCUGGUUCUGGAGACAGAGGUGCUUCUCUGUUUGGUUCUGGAGACAACAAUGCUUCUCUAUCUGGUUCUGGAGACAGCGGUGCUUCUCUAUCUGAUUCUGGAGACAGUGGAUAUUGCUCUUUUUAUUUUAAUGGUGUUAGGAUCUCUCUACUUUGGUUGGAUGGUUGGUACUGUCACAUCUAUCCUUGCCAAUGCAGAUGCUGCCAGAGCAGUAUAUACAGAGAAACUGGAAUCUAUAAAACACUUUUUAAAGAGUCAGAAGAUUACUGGCCCUAUAGCUGACAGUGUUCAGAAGUUUUAUUCCUUCAAAUGGAUCAAAACAAAAGGUGUAGAUCCAGAAACUCUCUUUGAGUACCUGCCAUCUUCCCUUCUUGGAGAUAUUUCAACUAUUAUCUACUCAGAUGUAAUUGCAAAGGCAUUUGGACUGAAUAUCAAGUCAAAGAAAAUGAAAGAAUGUUCCUCCCAUGUCCUAACUCCACUUGAACGGAGGUUAUCAGGAAAACUUGAUGGGCCAAUUUUUGAAAAGACCCUUAGCAAAGAGAGUCUGGAGAAACUGGAAACAGAUGGAGGAUUUAUCCGUAUGCUAGCAACGAAGAUUCGGCCUUGUGUUUUUAGAGCAAAUGACUUUAUUUGCAAGAGGAAUGACUAUGGAUCGGAGAUGUUUUUCAUAGAAAAAGGAGAGGUGGAUGUACUGUCUCAGGAUGAGAGAAGUGUAAUGGUGACUCUGAAAGCUGGGCAGUACUUUGGAGAAGGAAGUCUGCUUUUCUCAGAGCCACGAAGCACUUCUAUCAGGGCUUCUACAAAUUGUGAUAUGUAUGUUUUGGACAAGAAAGAUUUGGAUAGCACUGUGAAAUAUUAUCCUGACAUCUGCAAGGAAAUCAGGGAUUCUGCCAUUGCCAAACGGGAGCAGCUGUUAAAACUUAAAGCCCAGCAAUUGCUGAUCAGUAAGAUGGAGACAGUCAAAAACGACAAGUUUGACGCCGGGUUUAAUCAGAUGUACUUGAAAUAUAUGGCAGAACAGGAACUGAAAUCUAAAUAUGUUGCUCUACCAUUGAUUGUUCGAAUGCGGACAGCUUUCUGCCAGUUUUAUAAUGAUUCCUUGAAGAAGAUAAUCCAGCUACACAACAUGACAAUUGAUCCUGAAAAAACUUUGCGAAUCAUUUUGCAGUAUACCUCCUGCUUGUUUAUCAUUAUCUCGUUUUGGACAAUCACCUACAUGCCAACCAUUGUCAAAAUAGACGAAUAUGUUUUUUCUAUCAGUAUGAUCUGUGAAUACAUCCUGAUAUUGGAGGUAGCAAGAAAGAAAGAGCCACAUCAGAUCACCCUGGUGGUCAGAUUUGUGAAUUACUGUUUUACAUACAUGGUUUUUUUGGUUUUUUUUGAAGAUUUUCAGUUAUUUUUGUUUCAGAUUUUCUUGAAGUUUCACAUUUGUUAUUGUGAUGCAAAUGGGACGUACAUCUGCGAUUAUCAAUCAGUAUCUAAGUACUACCUGACGAGAAGAGCCGGAUUUGUUUUUGAUAUGAUCUGCUCAUUUCCUUAUGCAUUGAUUGUCUUACUACAAAAUGAUUCAAGUGUAAACCUCUUUGAUUAUCACAUGUCACACAUCCGUCUGUUUCAUUGCCUACGGCUGUUCAGUGUUUUCUUUUUUAUUCACGAGGAAGAAAAGAGGAUCACAACUAAUGACAUGGUGUGUGAUUCAGGUCACAUUGAUGAAUUAGUCAGUCUGUACAUUUAUGCCGUUUACUGGGCAACAGCAACUUUCACAACAACAGGUUACGGAGAUAUCCGGGCUGUUACAUAUCCUGAGAUGUGGUUUUGUGUUCUUGUCAUGCUACUCUCCAAAACUUUAGUGGGGUACAAUAUAGGAAUUAUUUCCUCCACGCAGACAAACAAAAACUCCCUCCAGGUGUCCUAUGAAGAGAAAUUACAGACUAUUAAAAACUAUAUGGAAGAGGAAAACAUCCCACCAUCUUUACAGCAGCGUGUAAUGCAGUUCUACAAUUAUCGAUGGGCACGUACCAGAGGCGUGGAUUCCGAUUUGCUUUUCAGUGACACUCCCAGCUGUAUGAAAAUUGAACUUUUUGCCAGGAUUGCCGUAAAUUUAAUGAAGAAGCAGAGAAUGUUCACCCACCUGUCAGACACCUUCCUCCGCCAUAUGUCGACCAAAAUGAAACUGAAGAGCUAUACUCCUGGAGAAUACCUGGCAAUGAAAGGAGAUAUUGGCACAGAGAUGUUUUUAAUUUUGCAUGGGAAGGUGAGUGUAAAGAAGUUUGGAGCAGAUCACAAGGAGGUGGUGGAGCACCUGGUUCAUGGGAACAGUUAUGGAACGGUCUUUCUCAUCAAGCGAAUGUCAUUUCCAGAGUCUGUCAUUGCUGAAAACUAUGUGGACAUCCUUACACUCUCAAAGGAUGACUUUGUAGAGAUUGGAUCAUUCUACCCAGAGGUCAUGAGCAAGCUACUAAAGAGAGCAGUUCAUUUGUAUGGCUAUUAAGGAAUAGUAUGGACAUGACCCUUACUGGUUUAAUUUUUUAUUUAUUUAUUUAUUUUUUA